Messenger RNA from Elgaria multicarinata webbii, 2043 nucleotides. RefSeq names its product vacuolar protein sorting 36 homolog (gene VPS36). Bases 56 to 1216 code for a protein of 386 amino acids. The transcript is spliced from 14 exons. Gene Ontology annotation, molecular function: ubiquitin binding; phosphatidylinositol-3-phosphate binding. Gene Ontology annotation, biological process: protein transport to vacuole involved in ubiquitin-dependent protein catabolic process via the multivesicular body sorting pathway. NCBI's taxonomy places the organism in Eukaryota, Metazoa, Chordata, Lepidosauria, Squamata, Anguidae. The record is from RefSeq and is a predicted model, not a curated record. Gene Ontology annotation, cellular component: late endosome membrane; ESCRT II complex.
GGCGGAUCCUGCCACCUCCGCUGCCGGUGGAGGGGAAGCGCUCGGUUCAGGCGCCAUGGAUCGCUUCGCCUGGACCAACGGCCUUCUGGAGAUCCACGAGAACCUCGUCACGCAGCAGCGCGGGGUCCGCCUCUACGAUGGGGAGGAGAAGCUCAAAUUUGAUACUGGGAUAUUGCUCCUGAGUACACACAGAUUGAUCUGGAGAGAUCAGAAAAAUCAUGAAUGCUGUAUGGCUAUUCCUCUUUCCCAAAUUAUCUUCAUUGAAGAACAAGCAGCUGGGAUAGGGAAAAGUGCCAAAAUAGUGGUUCAUCUUCAUCCAGUACCUUCCAACAAGGAACCUGGUCCUUUCCAGAGUAGUAAAUACUCCUAUAUCAAACUUUCCUUCAAAGAACAUGGUCAGAUUGAGUUCUACAGGAGGAUGUCAGAAGAAAUGACCCAGCGGAGAUGGGAGAAUAUGCCUGUUUCUCAGACCAUAGACAUUAAUAAAGGUUCACAGACAGGAAGAAUAAGAGCUGCAGGAAUUGUAGGUAUUGAGAGGAAAUUAGAAGAAAGAAGAAAAGAGAUGGAUAAAAACAUUUCUGAAGCUUUUGAAGACCUCAGCAAACUAAUGGAAAAGGCUAAAGAAAUGGUGGAAUUGUCCAAAUCGAUUGCAAACAAGAUCAAAGAAAAACAAGGUGACAUCACUGAAGAUGAGACCAUCAGGUUUAAAUCCUACCUGUUGAGCAUGGGAAUAGCUAAUCCAGUUACCAGGGAAACUCAUGGAUCUGGCACACAUUACCAUAUGCAACUGGCAAAGCAAUUAGGUGGAAUUUUGCAGGCACCUUUAGAGGAACGGGGAGGAAUAAUGUCACUCACAGAGGUAUAUUGUUUGGUGAAUCGUGCUCGAGGCUUGGAGUUGCUCUCGCCGGAAGAUCUCGUAAAUGCUUGUAAGAUGUUGGAAGCACUAAAACUACCUCUAAGGCUGCGUAUAUUUGACAGUGGUGUUAUGGUGAUUGAGCUGCAGUCCCACAAUGAAGAGGAAAUGGUGACUUCUGCUUUAGAGACAGUCUCUGAAAAGGGCUCUCUUACAGCAGAAGAGUUUGCAAAGCUUGUAGGAAUGUCUGUACUUUUAGCCAAAGAAAGGCUGCUUCUAGCUGAAAAGAUGGGGCAACUUUGCAGAGAUGAUUCUGUAGAAGGCUUGCGAUUUUAUCCAAACCUAUUUAUUACACAAAGUUAAUGACACAGUUAUUCUGUCUUUCCCUCAUUCAAAUGCAUUUGCUAUAUGUAGUCUGGACAAAAGAAUAUCAAAUAAUCUACCCUUGGUCCAGUUGAUAUCAUGGUUUACCGAAACUGGGAUUAUGCAUAAAGAUUUGCAAUGGUGGAAGAGGUGGCCCUAUGUGGACAGUGGGAAAGGACCAUAAAAGCUUGUCAAAAUCAUGCUUAAGUUGAAAUACAGGGCUUAAUUUGACAGGCUACUUGAAAAAAUGAAGGAAGGAAGUGAAUUAUUCAGGAAAGGAGAAGAUGUUACUAUGCCCUACUUGCAAAGAUACACCGCAUUAUACACACUGAUUUUUACUGAUUAUAUUUUUCCAUACUCUUUUAUUUUUUACUAUGGAUUUUAUGUUUACAACUUCUAUCAGAUGUAUCAAUAGAGUCAGCAAGUAAUUACUGGUGUCAGCCUAACUCCAAAUAAUAUAGGCUGUGCUUGUUCUUUCCAGUUACUACUGAAUAAUUUCCUCAGGAAGUGCCCACAUUUUAGGAACAAAACUUCACUCUAUACAUCUGCCUAUAACCUGUCUUCAGAGGAAGGAUUAGUCUGUGUAAUGAGAAAAAAUGUAGAGAUUUGUAUAUUGCUUUGUGCUGAAUGUUAAGACAAGAAGCAUUGUGAACUCAGAUUUCCUUCCUUCCAUUCUUUGAUUCUCAGCUCCAUGAUGUUGCUAUUUUUGUCUUCUCUUUCGCAUAGCUGUAAAGAAGGGCAUUCUGCCAUCUGCCCUUUUAAAUAGUACACUGAACUGGUUUGUAACUUAUAUUAAAACAGCUGCUUAUCUGAGCAGUCAUUCUUUA